GUCGAAGUUGGAACCCAAUUUGUACGCUGCUGGCAGGGAUUUUUUUCUCGGUGCGAAAGACUUCACUGCCUUAAUCCUGGUGACAGCAGUCACCUGUGGCUCAUUCAAAGGCUCUUUCUUUGGGAAAUUAAUGAUGAUUGUGAGGACUUCCAGCGCGAAUGGAACCUUCAUCCAAUUAGCAGGCCAAUGACCAAUAAUAAAAGUCCACAGGAUUUACGGCUUAUCAGUAAUGUCACGCUAGGAGAAUACUACGACGAAUAUGAGGGGAUCCAUCCCCUCACUAUUGAGCAAUAUUAUGGCAUUCAUGGCCAUGUACAGGUUUGGUGGAAUGGCCAAACGGGUGCGGGCCAUUGCCCCGAUGAGGAGCCAGAGGCCUAUGAUGAAGAAAUUGCCACAAAUGAACAUAAUGGUAUUCUGAGAAGGGUUGGAGCUGACCUCCAGGAGCAAGUGUGCCAUGAAGCAGUGGAAGUUCCUGGCAAAGGAUCACCUUUCGCAUGUGUCAAAGACGAGGCAGAAUUUUGGUCAGUGCUUGACCGCGUUGUCAUUGAAGAUAUCACACCAGCAGGGUAUGGAGAUGAUCAUGGGACAGAAGGUGAUGAAUCAACAGAGGAGCACAUCGCAAUUGGUCGGCAGGGAACACAGUUUGUUACAGUAUCAUUAGCAGAGCCCAUAUGGGCAAGACAGGCAAAAACCUGGUGUCAGGCACUCGCCGUUCUAACUCUCUUUGAUGCAGAUGGAUAUUUUUGAUCCCCCCCUAGUCAUACAUGCAAUGUAUUUACCGUACAUAUAGUCACGGUCAAUUCAGUGGCUGUCGAGUUGAGCACAAGCACAACACUACCAGCUUAGUCA
This is a messenger RNA of Pisolithus orientalis, 849 nucleotides long. RefSeq lists its product as uncharacterized. The annotation marks the transcript as partial. The record is from RefSeq and is a predicted model, not a curated record. Lineage: Eukaryota; Fungi; Basidiomycota; Agaricomycetes; Boletales; Pisolithaceae. The transcript has 2 exons.